Messenger RNA from Dermacentor silvarum, 3791 nucleotides. RefSeq names its product exonuclease mut-7 homolog. The coding region runs from base 366 to 3002 and encodes 878 amino acids. Gene Ontology annotation, biological process: nucleobase-containing compound metabolic process. The record is from RefSeq and is a predicted model, not a curated record. Lineage: Eukaryota; Metazoa; Arthropoda; Arachnida; Ixodida; Ixodidae. The transcript has 20 exons. Gene Ontology annotation, molecular function: 3'-5' exonuclease activity; nucleic acid binding.
GCCGAGUCUAGCAUUUUAUUGUGCAGCUCUUAUUGGUUCCCUGUUCAAUCAGUGCUCCAAUGCUCUCCAAGUACUGCACGCGCUGUUUAGCCAGCAGCCAUUGGCAGACGCGCUCGUGCAGUGCCAUGGCACUGCUGCGUUCUGUGUUCGAUUUCAGUCAUAUUCACUUGCUGUCCCAUUUCCUUGUCACCGCUAGCGUCUGAGAGCGUCGUCGGGCCGCGUUUGUGGCGCACGUAGUGUUAAUUCGAUGUGCAAGUUGCCAUCAUAUUUUUCACAGCGAAUUAUUUUGUUGACGCCCACGGCGAACAUCUCGACUGCGUCCAGCGUGUUUUGACUUCACUCCAAUUUGACAGCCGACUCGAGUGAUGAGCACGUGUCCCUUUAAGGAUACUCAGCCAUGCCAGCCCAAGCAGCUGGUACUUUUUUUCUCUGAAAACUCGGAGGACACGGGAAACAAUCAAAUCUUGGUAGGGAACGCAACAGCCAUGGAUCCAAUGUGGUCUCAACAUCUGGAGGCCAUCUGGCAUUCUGGUAGAAACAAAAAGACAGAACCUCUUGUGAAAGCCUUGCAAACAUACUUUGACAAAGCAUCCAAUAGCUUUGAAUGCGCAUUUUUGCUGAUGUGUGCAGCAUCAGAUUUCCACAAAAAUCGGCCCACUGCUCUGAGCUUCACAAUCAUGAGCGUGUUUCAGGAAUGGCUGCUUGACCACUCGGAGCUGUAUCCUACCUUGCUUACGAGAGAGUUGAAGCGGCGGGCUCUGUUGGCAGUAUUGAAGCAAACAAACACAUCUCUGAUUGACCUUGUGUGCCGUGUGUACAAGUUGAAGGACCAGUCUAUGGACUACAUGGACGUUGUACAGGAUCUGUUGAUCAGGAAGCAUUUUAAUGAGGCAAGCACUAUUGUUACUGCUCUGAAGCUGCAAGGCUACUUCACCAUUGAAGAGAUAGCCAUUCCGCUCUUUCUCAUGGACAAAAUGUCAUUGCUUGAGAACUAUGUUGAAGGACUGCCACAGCUUCAAAAGGAGCUGUUGGCAUACCUGGAUGCCUUGUACAACGAUGGGAGUCGUGCUGAUGCUGUGAUAAACACCCUCAAUGUGAAGAUGAUUAGCAAGGAUAAGAUCCACCCUAAGACAUUAGCCAAAGUCAUAUCAAGGCUGCUCAAGCAUUACAGUCUGCCUAGUAAUGUUUGUCCUCACGUCCAUUAUCACAGAAGCAAGAGUGCACUGAAGUACCUGAUGUACAAGCGGUACACUGAGGGGGACUUCUCGGAAGCAAGUUGGCGGGAGAUGAUGUGUGAGGCCGUUGGGAAUAAUAUCACAUUGAAGCAAGAUCUCCUGAAUGAAUUGAUGUGGGUGAGGGACUAUGAGAACGCUCUCAGCUUUGCACUGAAGCUGGGUCUACCUGAGCAUCAAUGGCCACGCUACCUGAGAACCUUCAGGGUGCAGUACGGACAACAAAAGGUGCAGGAAUUGCUCAGGUCUUGGAACUUGAGUUAUGAGAAAGAUGACCCCACCAAAUACUUGCCAUUGAGACUUGAUCUUUGCGAUGUGCACAUGGUGGAUACUGCUGAUGGCCUUGAAAGUUGCAUUGAAGUUAUCAAGGACUAUGAUGUUGUUGGCAUUGAUGCAGAGUGGAAGCCAACAAUGGGACUGACACCUUCGAGGCUGUCCUUGGUCCAGCUGGCAGUGUGGGACGGUGUGUAUGUCUUGGAUAUGCUGAAGUUGUCUAACACCCUGUCGGAGGCACAGUGGGCCCAACUGUACACAGAUGUAUUGUCAUCGAAUGAAAUACUGAAGCUAGGUUUUGGCAUUGCUGAAGAUCUGAAGUUGCUGUCUGAGACCAUCAAGUGCCCAGAAGCAAAGAUUCAAAAUGUUGUGGACUUGUGCAGCUUCGUGGAAAAGUUGCGAUCUGAUCAUCCCAACAUGAUGAAACCUGUGGUGCCAAAAGAGAGAGGACACAAGGGUUUGUCGGAGCUGACCCGUAUACUUCUGGGCCUUCCACUGAACAAGGAUGAACAAUGCUCAGAUUGGGAAAACAGGCCACUGAGGCAGUCUCAGAUGAAAUAUGCUGCACUGGAUGCCUUCUGCUUGCUUCAAGUCUAUGAAGAGCUUUACAAGAGGGCUGAAGAUGAACAGAUGAACUUGCGAGACCUUAUGGAGGAGGUAAAAGAUGCCAAGGGAGGAGAAACUCAUCUGCGCCAAGACAGGUCGCGGAAGUACAAAUCUCAGGUGGGCGAGGAAAUGACGUGCGCCGACGAGUGCUUCUUCGUGCGCUCCGACCAGAUGCUGCCCGUGGCCGAGUUUCGGGUCAUCGCGGACACUAUGGUGCAGGGUUUGGGUCGGUAUCUGCGCCUCUGCGGUAUCGAUACCAUCAUCCUCCGAGAUGGCGACGACCGCGACCAAGCCGUCAAGCUCGCACAGAAGGAAAGCCGGGUUAUCCUCACGUGUGGUGCUCCGUAUAAAAAGAUGAAGCAGUACGUCGCACGUGAGCAGUGCUUUUGCGUGAACAAUGUGGCUUCCGCUCGAGAACAGCUGAAGGACGUGCUCAAAUUCUACAACGUGGUGGUUAGAGAAAAGGACAUCUUGACAAGGUGCACGGAGUGCAACGCGUCCCGCUACGCGCUCGUGCCGUCCGCGGACAUGUGGCAGCUCCAGGCGUGCCUGCGAGAUGAGGGCCAGGCGGCGGCCGGCGGAGAGCCCCUGGUUCGCUCCUACGGACCCGACUGCUCGAUUGAUUUCACGUCCGGCCGCUUCAACAACGGAAAGUUGGUCCAGUGCGACGGUCUCGUCUUUGAGUAUCUCUCGCACGUGGAGACGUUCUACGUGUGUGUGGCCUGCGGCAAGGUCUACUGGGAUGGCUCCCACCACGGCCGAUUCAGGAAGCAGUUGUGGCUAGCCGACCUCAUCUUCGUUGAGCCAUCGCCGGGCUCCGAGAGUUGCGCUGAUCGCGUCACAACGACGGAGACCGGCUGUUGCCACCAAAGCGACGGAACUUCCUCCUGAGGCCAGAUAGCGUGCAGUCGGCAGUCGUUCGUGCUACGUACUGCUGCUGCGUUGUAGUCACCUGCACGUGCAGACACCUUCGACGUCGUCAUGUUACGCACUUUUUUGUUGGAAUUCGUGGGAACGUCUUGCUAAGUGCUUCCGUCAGCACGAACGUCUCGAAAGGGUAACAAACAAACAAACAAACAAACAAACAAACAAACAAACAAACAAACAAACAAACAAACAAGCAAACAAGCAAACAAGCAAACAAACAAACAAACAAACAAACAAACAAACAAACAAAACUGUUUUACAAAACAAACAAACAAACAAACAAACAAACAAACAAACAAACAAACAAAUCUGGAGUCUGCGCAUCUCAUUCGGCCGACAAUUAACCUAAUGCUUGUACACAGCAUUCACUGGGAAAUCAACAAAGAAAUCUUAGUAUACUCCCCGAAAAAGUCUGACUGUGAGCGUCUUUCUUCCUUGGUUUGUUUCUUUUCCUUUUCAACUUGAAUUUAUUCGCGUUAGUCGAUAGGGGCCUGCCAUUUUUCUCUCGUAAAGCCAACAUACCCUGCGAAAAGGAGCGAAAAUGAUGGCAGACACAGCGUGCUCCAGUAAAUGUGUUUAAAUGUUGGCUCAGUGAAACAGAGUCUCUAGAAAUCGAGUCAAAUUGGGCGACGAGAGUAUGAUCUCACUGUGGAGAUUAACUGCAGUGACUUCCUUUGUGUUGUAUAUGCAAAAGAGUGAUGGACGAGCUGUUCAAUAAAACUCUGGCGGGAGACCGCCUUUUCAUUUCCCGGU